AGGGCUCUUAAAAGCACUCGGGAGAGAGGAGCGAAUCGAGGGCCAGCAAGCGGCUGAUGCGGUCUGCCUGUUCACACUGCUGGCCAGACUGUGCGCCCACGGACAGUAUCCUCAUUACCGCCGAGACUGAGCGAGAGACAACACCAUGCUGGACAGCCAAGGGACAAAUAAGGCUAAGUGAGGAAAAACUCCUUUUAUAGUUUCCAAAGCUCAGAGACACCACUGACUGUUUAAACACUGAUUGUUUAUCUUUUGUCUCUUGAUAUUUUGGGGGACAAUUCUUUCUGUGUAUUUGUGUUUUUGUGUUUCUCACAAGCUCAUUUGAGUUUCCUGAACCUCAGACGUUUUUUGACGCCUCCCUGGAAAGGAUCCGCCCUCAGUAGCGGGCUGCGGUAUCAAAUUUUUAUCAGCUUCACCCAUCUGAGUAAACCUACCCUGAACUUGGACUGUAACUUAGACACAAGUCCCCGCCGUCGGCCAAUGGCUUAGCUUACAGUGGAGUGAAUGGGACAGGAGCAGCGCAGCGGGUUGUGUCAUGCAACAUAUUUAUACUGACAACGGGCUAAUCAAGAAGUCUGGCUUUCUCUGCGGGUCAAUCCAUCCCAGCCAAGUGGUCUGACAACGGGUUUUUCUCCUGGCUUGUCAAUAAUUAAUCACUCAAAGUUCAACAGGGAAGGCUACAGGAGGAAGGAGAAAGGAAAUUAACAAGGAGGAACGACAAUGCCUGAGACGAAUUACUGAAACAUAGUCAGAGAGUCAAGAGAGAAUUUAGACCGAAUUUAGGAGCUUAACCAUCCGUUUUUUAAUCAGUCGGAAGCUGAAGGGGGAGUGAAAGGAAAGAAGUGGAGAAAAGGCUUGUUAGGCAAGACCACAGGGAAGAGUGGGAUAGGGGAACGGGGGGCGUCAUCUUUGACAGCAGAAACACCAGCAGCAAAAAUCGGGUCCAGGCUGUGGCCGGGCGUGGGAAGCAGAGAGGACGGAGGGAUGGUGAACACGGGCAUGCAGCUCAUAAGCUUCACUUGCGCCGUGACCGGGUGGAUUAUGGCCAUCGCCGUGACAGCGCUGCCCCAGUGGAAGGUGACGGCCUUCAUCGGCAGCAACAUCCUCACGUCGGAAAUCGUGUGGCAGGGCAUUUGGAUGAACUGCAUCUAUCAGACUACAGGCCACAUGCAGUGCAAGACUUACGACUCCAUGUUGGCCCUCCCACCGGACAUACAGGCUGCCCGGGCCCUGAUGUGCCUGGCCAUCUUCCUGGGCUGGCUGUCAUGCACUGUGUCCUGUUGUGGAAUGAAGUGCACCACCUGUGCCGCGGACGAUCGCCAUGCCAAGGCUGGCAUAGCUCUCUCCGGCGGGGUGCUCUUCAUCCUCACGGGCCUGUGCGUGCUGGUGCCCAUCUCCUGGACCGCCAACUCUGUGGUGCGGGACUUCUAUAACCCCAACGUGCCCCUUGUGCACAAGCGGGAGCUAGGCCAGGCCAUCUACCUGGGCUGGGCAUCUGCUGUUAUCCUCAUGAUUAGCGGGGCAGUGCUAAGCAGCACCUGUCCCCACCUUGAGAGAGAGGGAGGCUAUCGCCGUGGAUACAUAGCACGGAGUUUCACCAGCACUCGGCCCUCUGCCCCUGACCCACCCAAACCCAUCUCCAGCAACAGCUUGCCCCUCAAGGAGUAUGUCUGACGUGAUGGAAUGUAAGUGACUAUAAAGGGUUUUAGCAGGGAAGGUUGAUAACAGGAUUACAGUAUGUAAUGAAUUAAUGAUAAGGGAGACAUAUGAAACGUUGUAAUAUACAUAUAAGCUUAGGAUCGAGUCAAGUAUUAAGGGGAUUUGAAGACCUGCUGCAGUCAGUCAAUCCUGGUGGGCUGCUACCUCUAUUUAUUCCUUCCAUUAAGUUUUGAAAUAAGCAUGAUGUGUAGAAAUGCAGUUUUUUCAUUAAGUAUUUAUUUGAAUGACUUACAUUUCUCUUGAUGUCUGUAUUGUUUCAACUGUUUAUUGCCAUGCGUUUUGUAAUAUUAGCAUUAUUCUUUCAGUGAGACAUUUAUUGAGUUUUCUGAGUGUGACUAAGAGCACUGCUACGAAAAAUAUGACAGCACAAAAGCUAGAUCGCAGUGACGUAUGUUUUCGGACGUACAUGUACGUGUAUUGUUGACACCAUUUAAACCUUUGUUUGUGUGAUGUGUGCUACUGAGUGAGGCAAAUGGUCUACUUGUCUGCAUUUAUUCACUAUGUGACAUGAAAAUCUGACCACCUUUGAAGACACGAAUAAAGAAUGUGUGAGUUAAAGAAGGAGACUAGUGAUUCUCUCACCUAACCAUUGGAUUGGAACAAGUGGAUCAUGAUGAAAUGAUACAGGGUUGAAAGAACAUUUCAUAGUAAUUCACUUUUAACAAUGAACAUAAGCCUUGCUGUUUGAAGUAAAAUCAAGGGAAAUGUGUUUUUAUGACAAAAUCUGUGGUAAAGGUCAUCUAAAUU
Clupea harengus (Atlantic herring) is the source of this 2466-nucleotide messenger RNA. RefSeq names its product claudin 35 (gene cldn35). Gene Ontology annotation, molecular function: structural molecule activity. The record is from RefSeq and is a predicted model, not a curated record. Gene Ontology annotation, cellular component: bicellular tight junction; membrane. NCBI's taxonomy places the organism in Eukaryota, Metazoa, Chordata, Actinopteri, Clupeiformes, Clupeidae.